CACCCAUUUCGCAGCCACCUGAAUCCAAGCACACAAUUCUUCAAAUCCAGGGCUGUCUCAUUGCCGUCUCCCUCUGUCGAUAAUGUCGCACCGACAAGAUGCUUCCAAAGCCUUCAUUGUGCUUUACGCUCCCGAGCAUUCAUGACAGCACCAAACUGGACUGUCGCGUGUACCAUCCCGAUUGCUUAACCCCUCAAUCAACUGCCCCGCAAUGGGGUCGACAUGUCGCUAUCGUUGCGCACCCGUAUGCGCCGUUUGGUGGGAGCCACGAUGAUCACAUUGUGGACUUGAUCGGGGCCACGCUGCUGCAGUUGGGGUACAUGGUGGCGACGUUCAAUUUCAGAGGCGCAUCAUCCCCGGGGGCCCAUACGUCCUGGACGUCCAAACCCGAGCGCGCCGAUUACAUGUCAGUCGUUGGCUUCAUGGCCUACUAUGCGCACUAUAUAGACUCGAAGAAUCGCAUCAAUGCCGGCGACUCGCAAUGCCCCACCAUGCUUCUUGCUGGUUAUUCGUACGGCGCUAUGGUUACCACGAAACUGCCGCCCCUCGCUGCAAUACUCUCCAAAUUCGAAAGUCCCACGGUAUACUCUCCCGCAGCAGACAUCCGACUCCGUGCCCAGCAUCUGGCCGAGCAGCAGGAUAUGCUAUUUUCAAACCCCGCAUCGCCGCGCAAGUCCUUGGGCAUGCGAGUUGGCGGGGAUGAGGGUUCUCCCCGCAAGAGCUAUGAUUAUAAGCGGUCGCAUUCCAUGGAUCCGGAGGAUAAAAUAAGAACAGUCUUGCAUGAGGUAGAACAUAUGGAAAUGGUCAACGACCUGAUGCGCUUUCGCAGCGCCUACUUGGUCGUAUCGCCUCCUGUAGGAAUCAUGACAAAUCUGGCAACCCUGUCGUUCCCGAAUCCUUUUGCCAGCUGGUCUAGGAAGGCUACCAAGGUGGAAAACCCGGCGGAGCAUGAAAGCGAGGCUCAGAGGGAAGAACGCGAGGCGGAGCAGAAAUUGAUCCAAAACCCAUCGCUUAUUAUCGUUGGCGAUAGAGAUGGCUUUCUCACUCUGAAGGAGUAUCGGAGAUGGGCAGCCAAACUCCGUGGUCAUGAGAAAUCUCUGUUCCGUGACCUUGAAGUAUCAGGUGCAGGCCAUUUCUGGGCUGAAGAAGGGGUACUUUAUAAGCUUCGCGACGCUGUCGGUGACUUUGGAGCCGACCUGCUAGGGGACAGAGUCAGCACGCUUCACGUGGAUGACUGCGGCUGAUCGGCGGUGUCUAGUGAAUGACCUCAGGCAUGCUAAACGACUUUCAAUGACAGAUAAUGAAAUCCCGGCGCUAGGGGGACGGAGCGAGGCGAUAACAACGUUUGAACGGUCAACAGCCAUGGGGUAAUAAACCCAAAUCCUCCGUGCCAAGAUGCGCGUGCGCAUUCCCUUGGUGUCCUAGUUCUCGAUCCUAGUUCUCGAUCCUACAAACAACAUUACGAAAGGUGUUACGAAAGGCUGAGGUUGAUUCGGCCGCUUUCUUUCGACGGUGUAUACGAUGUCAUCAUGGAGGAAUCAAUGGGUUGCACACAUCGGUCUUGUGAGCUCUACAGUGCGGCCUACUGAAUGUCA
Molecule: messenger RNA, 1595 nt
Organism: Pseudomassariella vexata
Lineage: Eukaryota; Fungi; Ascomycota; Sordariomycetes; Amphisphaeriales; Pseudomassariaceae
Product: Alpha/Beta hydrolase protein
Exons: 3
Coding region: 99-1244 (381 amino acids)
Source: RefSeq, a predicted model, not a curated record